GUCCUAGCGGGGCCGGAGCUGGCGAAUCUGACCUACCGGCCACCAAGCGAGGAGGAGCUGGGGCCCGACCCCUUGUUGGUGGCAGAAGAGCGCGGGAAGGGCGGUCCGAGCAGUUUCAUGUCGUCCAGUGAGAUUGAGCCUCCACCCAAGGAUGAAGCUGUGCGGGCCUACGAGUAUCGAGCGGCG
Symbiodinium pilosum is the source of this 186-nucleotide messenger RNA. Lineage: Eukaryota; Dinophyceae; Suessiales; Symbiodiniaceae. The record is from the annotation of a GenBank genome assembly.